AUGGCGUCUACCACGGCUAUGGACGUUCUGGAGGAGCUAUCUUCGGAUAGUUCCGAAAACCAGGUACAACCAAGAAAGCCUGAGAAAGCCAAAAGGAAAAAGGACAGACCAAAGAAAGAGGGGCCGGAGAAGAAGGCCAAGAAAGAGAAACAGGAAAAAGCAAAGCCGGAGAAAAAGCCGAAGAAGAAGCCAGAAAAAGAGAAGCAGAAGGGAGAGAAGCUGGAGACGAAACCCAAGAAAGACAAGCGGGAGAAAGCGAAGCCGAAGAAGAAGCCGGAGCAAGAGAAGCCCGAGCAAGAGAAGCCCGAGCAAGAGACUCCUGAGCAGGAGACUCCUGAGCAGGAGAAGCCUGAGGUGCAGUGUCGUCGUCGCUCACUUCACCAAAGCAUCAGGGAAGAUGAGCGUAGAGCCCGUCUGAUCAGACGCCGUAAGAACAGCUUCGCUAUCUACUUUCCCAAGGUGCUGAAAAAUAUCCAUGUGGGUCUCUCCCUCUCGCAGCGGUCUGUGAACAUCCUGGAUUCAUUCGUAAAGGAUAUGUUUGAAAGAAUUGCAUCCGAAGCCAGUUUCUUGGUGCGUCAAGCCAGAAACUCUACUAUCAACUCCAGAGAGAUCCAGACCGCUAUCCGACUUCUGCUUCCUGGCGAGCUCUGCAGGCGUGCAGUGGCUGAAGGAACCAUGGCGAUGGUCCGGUAUAUCUCCAACAAGUAA
This is a messenger RNA of Mus caroli (Ryukyu mouse), 708 nucleotides long. RefSeq lists its product as uncharacterized. Lineage: Eukaryota; Metazoa; Chordata; Mammalia; Rodentia; Muridae. The record is from RefSeq and is a predicted model, not a curated record. Gene Ontology annotation, cellular component: nucleosome. Gene Ontology annotation, molecular function: structural constituent of chromatin; protein heterodimerization activity; DNA binding.